AUGGAGAUUACCACUGUGAAAUCUGAAGUAUGCUCGGGUAACAGUCGCUUGUGCAUCGAGGAAGGUGAUAUUCAAGUUCCUAAGUGUGUUAAGAGACGACGACGAUCUUCCCCGGGAGUUCCUCUGUGUAGCAAUGAACAGCAAGGAGAAUUACUGCAGCCUCAGGUGUUACAGGUUGACCAAACUACUCCCGCCACUACAACUGUGAAGAGAAGUUCGAGAUUUCGAGGAGUUAGCAGACAUCGAUGGACAGGACGUUAUGAGGCUCAUUUAUGGGACAAAGGGUCAUGGAAUGCAACACAGAGAAAGAAGGGAAAACAAGGAGCUUAUGAUGAAGAAGAAUCAGCAGCAAGAGCCUAUGACUUGGCUGCAAUCAAAUAUUGGGGGUCCUCAACUUUCACAAAUUUCCCGGUUUCUGAUUAUGAGCAAGAGAUUGAGAUAAUGCAGAAUGUGACAAAAGAGGAGUAUUUGGCCUCUUUGAGAAGAAGAAGCAGUGGCUUCUCAAGAGGUGUAUCCAAAUAUAGAGGAGUUGCCAGGCACCAUCACAACGGCAGAUGGGAAGCAAGGAUAGGGAGGGUUUUUGGGAACAAGUACCUUUACCUUGGCACUUACAGUACCCAAGAGGAAGCUGCUCGUGCUUAUGAUAUUGCAGCAAUUGAGUACAGAGGGAUCAACGCAGUGACCAACUUUGAUUUGAGUUCGUACAUAAGAUGGCUAAGGCCAGUUUCUGACUCACUUCCCUCUCAGGGUCCAAGAUCAGAUUCUCUGCAGCCUGCACAAACCACAUCUAACUUCAUUUAUUCGAAUGAGGAACCCGAGCUCUCCUUCACCUCCAAUCCUCUAACAAUGAGAGAAACAGGCACUCCUCAGAAACAAGAAAUUAUAGAGAGAAAGAUGCCCAUUGGUCCUUGCAAGUCGUCUUCGCCAACAGCACUUGGCCUACUCCUUAAAUCUUCCAUGUUCAGAGAGCUGGUGCAGAAGAAUUCCAAUGCUGAUGCUGAAGAAACCGAAGAAAAUGACACCAAGAACCAAGCACAAAUUGACAGAGAAAAUGAGUUUAGAGAGAUCUUUUACAGUGGAAUCAACAGUAACCCAUACCUCUGUUCCUCCAGUAGUGAUAAGUUGCCUGGAUUGGAGUCGCAGAAGGUGAACACAUCGCCAUUGCGAGAUCAAACCGGGACACCCUUCUGGAUGUUAUCUAAGACAGGCCACCUCUCCAACAACUAA
Molecule: messenger RNA, 1227 nt
Organism: Ilex paraguariensis (yerba mate)
Lineage: Eukaryota; Viridiplantae; Streptophyta; Magnoliopsida; Aquifoliales; Aquifoliaceae
Source: the annotation of a GenBank genome assembly